This is a messenger RNA of Ustilaginoidea virens, 2448 nucleotides long. RefSeq lists its product as uncharacterized. Bases 1 to 2448 code for a protein of 815 amino acids. Gene Ontology annotation, molecular function: ATP hydrolysis activity; ATP binding. Lineage: Eukaryota; Fungi; Ascomycota; Sordariomycetes; Hypocreales; Clavicipitaceae. The transcript is spliced from 3 exons. The record is from RefSeq and is a predicted model, not a curated record.
AUGAAAUCAUUGACCAUGCUGAGGAACAAAGUCUUCACCGCUCUCCAGAAAACAUAUGAUGAGAGCUACUUGAGUUGCUCGACAGCUGUCUACUAUGAGGGCCAGGGUGACGAAGCAGAGGCGAUGCGCCAUUGGAGAAACGCGCUCGAACAGAUAUACGAGCAUCAAGCAGUCAGGCCAGUUCCCAGCCGCGAACCUCAAACAGACACAGAACGAGCUCUUUUCGAGGCGCUGAAACAACUUGAACUUCAAUGCAAGGAGAGAAUCGAUCUCUUGGAGGCACUGCGUGUUUCACGGGCGGGAUUGCCGGCAAGGCUUGCUGCAAAUAAACCUCAUGAUGUAGUCGCGAGUGUGCAGAGCUCCAAAGGAUCUAUCGGACAAGGAACCAUCCCAGCUGUGACAUACUCAGAGCUGUCACGCCCUACACUGCCAAGAAGGCCAGCGCCUCCCGCUCGUUCUCCUUCUUCACCAGGACAAGCAGAACCGUCCAGCCCCAGCGGCUGUGCUAAAAACUCAAGGGCCGGCGUAGCGCCAGACAAAAAGCCGACAUCACAAUCGCCCAGCGUAUCAACCGAGUCGGUCAAGACGCUGCGUUCUCCGAGCCCGGACAAGCACACUUUGAGAACAACCUUGCGUUCAGGAAGAUCCAAUGACAAGCCAAAUAGAGCCAUGCCAAAACCUUCGAGGCAAGCAGUAGACGGGCCGAGUAAAGCAGCAACGCUGGCCUGGAGCGCACUAACGUCGCGUGACCCGCUCCUCAGAGCAUCUUCUUCAGCAGAGGGUCCUCCAUCGCUACUUAGCCCGCGACAAACCACAUGCCAGCAAAGGCCUUCAACGUAUCCAUUGCAAUGGGAUAGUCAUUCUAGGCGACUCGUCACAUCCCGGGAAUCCGAACACCCUUCACAUGACCCUGAUUCAAACGUUCCAUCCCGUCACCAUUAUGAUGACUAUGCAAGAUCCAAGUCCGCCAAACUAUCCAUCUCGGCAGCCUCGAGUGCUCUGAGCUUAUCAUCCAAUCAACAAGCUUCUGAUUCGAAUGAGUCACUGACCAGGUCUAAAAGUGCCGGUUCCUCUCGUGAAGCUUCGGCCUCUGUAUCGCUCGCGAGUAAAUGUAGGGACGAACCAGGCAGUGGUACAUUGCCUUUCGGCGAUGCUGGAAAAGACGUCGAAAGAAGGCACCUAUCCCAAGAUCUGACGAAGCGAAAAGCCGUAGCCAAUCGACCGGCGAAAACUGCUCAGCAUCUCUCCAGAGGCAGCAUUACGCCGCAGGGAGGUGACUACCGACAGCAUGGUUCUCCAAACCAGGCGUUGACAGACAUUUCUUCCAGCGAGCACGGCGUUUCGGCAGCCCAGACGUCGUCUUCCAAGUCACAUCGAGCGAAGCCCAAGGACGUGGUCGCAAAGCCGAUUACGCAAUCUCAACCAUCAGACAAUGCAGAAUCCGACGGCGGUGCAAAGGAUAUGAAUUGGAAGAGAAAGAAACUAUCAAUCUUGAAGAAUCUACCUCCUGGUGUUGACGAAGGGGCAGCAAAGCAAAUCCUCAACGACAUUAUUAUACAAGGCGAUGAGGUUCAUUGGGACGACAUAGCUGGAUUGGAAAUCGCCAAAAAUGCUCUCAGAGAAACCGUGGUAUACCCCUUUCUCCGCCCAGACUUGUUCAUGGGACUUCGCGAACCAGCCAGAGGCAUGCUACUGUUUGGCCCCCCCGGGACCGGUAAAACAAUGCUGGCCAGGGCAGUCGCCACUGAAUCCAAGUCCACAUUCUUCUCCAUCUCGGCCAGCAGCUUAACGAGCAAAUACUUGGGGGAGUCAGAGAAGCUCGUUCGCGCAUUGUUUGGAUUGGCCAAAUCGCUGGCACCGAGCAUCAUAUUUGUGGAUGAGAUAGAUUCCCUGCUGUCACAAAGGACCGGUUCAGGAGAGCAUGAAGCAACAAGAAGGAUCAAGACGGAGUUUCUCAUACAGUGGAGCGAUUUACAACGAGCGGCAGCAGGGAAAGAGGCCUCAGAUAGGGAUAAGGAACGCUGCGAUGCAAAUAGGGUCCUGGUACUUGCUGCGACCAACUUGCCUUGGGCGAUUGAUGAAGCAGCGAGACGUAGAUUUGUUCGACGGCAGUAUAUCCCCUUACCCGAGCCGCAUACGAGAGAGUCGCAGUUACGGACGUUAUUGGGACAACAAAAGCACGAAAUCUCAGCAUCGGACAUUAAGAGACUAGUGGAAUUGACAGACGGGUUCUCUGGAUCGGAUAUUACGGCAUUGGCGAAGGAUGCCGCAAUGGGCCCCUUGCGUUCAUUAGGGGAAGCAUUGCUUCACAUGACGAUGGAUGAUAUACGACCUAUCCGUCUCCUCGAUUUCGAAUCAAGCCUAAGCACGAUACGGCCCAGCGUCAGCAAGUCUGGGUUGAAGGAGUACGAGGAUUGGGCUCGGGACUUUGGCGAAAGGGGAGGCUAG